Durio zibethinus is the source of this 1977-nucleotide messenger RNA. NCBI's taxonomy places the organism in Eukaryota, Viridiplantae, Streptophyta, Magnoliopsida, Malvales, Malvaceae. The record is from RefSeq and is a predicted model, not a curated record.
AUCAUUCAAAUUUUGAUAGGUUUCUAAAGUGACAGUGGCAUGACUGAUGUCCUUCCCAAAAGUGUUUGUUUUUUGGAAUAAUGUUGAAUAUAAUUCUUGAAGGAAAGAAUUUUGGAUUUUUUUUAGUCUGAAGAAAAGAAUGAGGACUUUGGUUGCCAAACCCUGCUUUCAAGAAGUUGGUUUUGUGGGUUUGAGGAGGAAGCUAUAGAAGAGAUAAAUAUUAGCUGAUGUUUCAUGAAAUUUCAAAAUUGAGAAACUAUCAAGCUGGAAAUUAGGGAGAUUGUUAAGAUAUUGUUGGGUAUUAAUAAUCUUGUCUUCAAGGAGGCUAUGUAAGGAAUUCUGGUUAGUUUUUGGUGGAAGGUCUGAAGUUUAUUUGUAAGGGAUAAAGCAACAUAGAAUCCAAAGUUUUUCCUUUGUUGCUAAUAUUCAUUGUGCUUUUGUAGAUCCCUGGUUAGUUAGAAUGUUAGGUUUAUUGGAGCCAAGAGGCAAACUAAGGAGUAGGCGAGGCAGAGCUGUCUUUGGCUAAAGCACUUUUUAUGGGUGGAUUGGUGGAAGAUAAUUGUUAUUCAACUGCUGGUUACAUCCUGUCAUUUCGAUCUGCUCAACUUUGUUAAACUUUGGAAAAUGUCAUCCAUACAAUUGAAAAGAAGUACUAAAGAUAAGUCUUUGUCCCCAGCAGAGCAACAAGCACAGAUUGAUGAAGUUAGAAAACUAAUUGGUCCAAUAGCUGAGAAGCUACCAGUCCUUUGUUCCGAUGCAUCAAUAUCAAGAUACCUCAGAGCAAGGAACUGGAGUGCAAAGAAGGCAAGCAAAAUGUUAAAAGAAACAUUGAAGUGGAGACUUCAAUACAAGCCAGAGAAGAUCCGAUGGGAAGAUAUUGCUCAUGAAGCCGAGACAGGAAAAAUUUUCAGGGCUAAUUACUGUGACAAACUUGGGAGGCCUGUCCUUGUCAUGAGACCUGGUUUCCAGAAUACAAACUCAACAUCAGGGCAGAUCAAAUACUUGGUUUAUUGCAUGGAAAAUGCCUUAAUGCAUUUGAACCAAGACCAGGAGCAGAUGGUUUGGCUAGUUGAUUUCCAAGGGUGGGCAAUGGCAAGUAUAUCUGUUAAGGUGACUAGGGAAACAGCUCAUAUCUUGCAGGAUCACUAUCCAGAGAGACUGGGUGUAGGAAUCCUCUAUAAUCCCCCAAAAAUAUUUGAAUCUUUCUGGACAAUGGUGAAGCCAUUCCUUGAGCCUAAGACAUACAAGAAAGUGAAAUUUGUUUAUUCCAAUGAUCCAAAGAGCCAGAAAAUAAUUGAAGAAAUUUUUGAUUUGGAUAAGCUGGAUGUUGCGCUUGGUGGGAGAAACAGAGCCGGAUUUGAUUAUCAAGCGUAUGCGCGACAAAUGAAGGAGGACGACAUCAGAAAGUCAAAUUUCCUGGACUCCAGUUGCUCAUCACCGCCUGCAUCAAUUUUGUUUGAAUCACAUCAGCCAGAGUCGCCAGAUUUAGACCAUGAUUCUAAUGCUUCAGAUGAAGGUGGACUAUCAUCCGAGGGGGAAGCAACUCCUCCAAAUUUGAAGUGUAUUGAUGAGAAGACACAAGGGCUGUCACUCAACUGAAAAGAUAUUCAGGUGGGUGAAGCAGCAGUUGCAAAACAAGUACAAUAAGCAAGUUGACAGAGACUUAAUUGGGCUUCAAGAUCAUUCUUUUUUUAACAUUUUGAGCAAUCAAAUUUCAAAUGCAGAUGGCGGCCUGGAAGCAAUCUUUUAAUUCAGCCAACUGAUUAAUUGCAUUAGAUAGCUUGAGCUUUCACAGUUGCAUGCAAAACUCAGCUGUGAAGAAUAAUAAAUUUUCACACCAACAUCAAAUGAUUUAUCCAAUGCAAGAUUAUUUUGUUUAGCUGGAAGUGACCUAUGGAUGCAACCCUCUCCCAUUCAAGUAAACCUCUACCUUAGUGCUCGAAAUUUCAUGAACUUCAAGGCAAGAAAAUGGCAGUC